UCAUGCCAUCCAGUUGCUGCAUGCAUGCUGCACGUGUCGUCACCGAUCCUCGCAUGGUGCCAGUGCGUACGUUGACAGAAACUCGCAUACUGGUGUCCACAAAUUGCAGCUUUUCCCAGCGGUUUCAUGAUGUGAACAGAAGCAGUGUCCUACAUUAGAUCAAAGAAGAUAUAACGUUAAGUUAGUAAGUUACAUUAGAUGACAGUUGUGGCCUGCGGAGGUCUUCAUAGUUCAAGUGUCUUCCGUUUUAGCCAAGGCAGCGACGAUUAUCAGUGAUUAUCAGGGGAUGAGCAGGGCCAUGGCAGAAGCUAUGUUAGAAGAUGCAGAACCCAAACCGCGCAAACCCGGGAAAGUUAAGAGGUGUUCCUUCGCUGGUCUUGGGCUACACGACUGGCUCUCUGAACAGUGUAGAUCUAUGGGUUUAACUCAGCCAACUCCAAUUCAGCAGUAUUGUAUUCCUCCAAUUUUAAGAGGUCACGACUGCAUCGGCUGUGCCAAGACUGGCAGCGGCAAGACGGCUGCCUUUGCUCUUCCCAUCCUCCAGAAGCUAAGUGAGGAUCCUUAUGGUAUCUUCUGCCUGGUACUUACACCAACAAGGGAGUUGGCAUUCCAGAUAGGGGACCAGUUCCGUGUCUUGGGAAAACCAAUUGGAGUGAGAGAUUCUGUGAUAGUUGGAGGGUUUGACAUGAUACGGCAGGGCCUCGAGCUGUCCAAGAAGCCCCAUGUGGUCAUCUCAACUCCAGGCCGGCUGGCUGACCACAUCAAGAGCACCGACACAUGCGAUCUUCGAAAAAUCAAGUUCCUGGUUCUGGAUGAGGCAGACAGGUUGCUGGAGGGCAACUUUGGUCCCGACCUGGAGGUCAUCUUCGACGCCAUCCCAACUGUCCGGCAGACCUUGCUUUUCAGCGCCACCAUCACCGAUACCAUGAAAGAGCUACAGAAAGUGUCCAUGAGCAAGCCCUUCUUUUGGAUGUCCAAAGCCCCUGUGGUGACAGUUGAGCAGUUGGACCAGCGAUAUUGCAUCACACCAGCCCAAGUCAAGGAUGCCUACCUGAUGCACAUUGUCCACCAAUUCUGCUCCGAGGAUGAGAAGAGAUCAGUCAUGAUAUUCACCAGCACGUGCAAGUAUUGCCACAUGUUAGCCAUCAUGCUGAGGGAAAUGGGCCUACCGUGCGUCAGCCUUCAUUCACUGGUCAAACAGAGAACAAGGUUGGCCGCAUUGGCAAUGUUCAAGUCCAAUCAAGUCCGUGUUCUGGUUGCCACUGAUGUGGCCAGCAGAGGGCUAGAUAUACCCACGGUGCAGUUGGUUAUUAACCACAACAUUCCAGCGUCACCGAAAGACUACGUGCAUAGAGUCGGUCGCACAGCUAGAGCAGGAAGAGGAGGCAUGGCGAUAUCUCUUGUGACACAGUUUGACGUGCAGCUGAUCAAGGCCAUCGAAAAACUCAUCAACACCAAGCUGACAGAGUUCAAAGUAGACGAAAAGAAGAACGUGUUGCCAAUUCUGAAUGAGGUGGCCCUGGCAAAAAGACAAGCGGAAAUGAAACUUGAGGAGCUUGAUUUUGGGGAGAAGAGAGCCAUUAACAAGCGAAAACAAAUGAUUCUAGAGGGCAAGGAUCCAGACGAGGAGGAAAAGAAAAAGCACAAACUGCUGAAGAAGAGACGGAGAGAGCAUCAGAAAGGAGAAGGUGCUUCUACGUCCACAGCUCCUGUGUCAUGACAACAUUCUCCAGUGUAAUACACCUGGCCUGACGAACACCAUGAAAGAUGCCUAGAGGAAUGGACCAUCUUCCAUGCACCCAAAGAACCACAAUCACCGGUUGUUGGCACACCACUGAAUUCAAAAGCUUGGGGUCCCAAGUCGUAAUACCGUUUGAGCACAAGUAACCCCACUCCGGUAACAAACACAGAAACGAAGGGGGGUGGGAAUGGCUGAAAUGCCUCCAACAUUGAUACGUGUACUUCUCACCCACCACCCCUCAAGACACACCAGCUUAGUGCUCGUCAGUGAUUUGCAAAAUCACCCAUGCAUAUAGCACACUAAAUGUCCGUGCAGAAGCACACCGUAUGGGAGAUAGUCACUUGAUAAGGAAGCCCCCUUUCAUGUUCAUGAACAGAUGCGUUCCUCGUGCAUAAUCACUUUCCUCCAUGGGAAAAAAACUUGAUAGAGCAUUGGCUCCAAGAAGUGAAAUCACUGGCCUCGGUGUUUUACAACUCCGCAGACAGUAAAUUUGUAACGGCUCUUCAACGAUUUGAGACUGGUUCGGAAAAAUUUCCAUAUACGGGCGCCACUUGACACCCUACGCACAAGCCUUAUGGAAAAACAUCUUGAACAAAGUUUUUAAAGUGAAUACCUCAAUAUUUUCACAGCUAAAUUGGACAUUUUUUAGAGGUGGUUGCUUUGAGAAGGCUAACAGGUCACUGCGGGGACAAAAUCAGUGACGUCUGUAUUAUGGAACUCUUUACACUGGUUCCCUCAGCACAUUCCAAUGGAUGGGUAUGGGAACCAGCACGUGGCUUCACUUGUUCAUCAUGUUUAUGCAGCUGGGAAUGACCAAGAAGCUGUUUAUAUUUUUUACAUGAAGAUAUAUCGGUAAAGAUACAAAAGAUAAAAAGAUUUCACCUCUAGCACACUACAUGUAAGAUUUUAAGGACACUAAGCAGUUUGUCUAAAUACAAACAUUAGAUAUCAUUUGGAAAUACAUGUAUAAUAAAAUGGUUCUUUUAAUGUAUGUUCCAUAUGUCCUUUGUACAGAAUAAAUUAUUCAUGAAGAAAGCUUCAUGAUGAAAAAAUUA
Molecule: messenger RNA, 2796 nt
Organism: Acanthaster planci (crown-of-thorns starfish)
Lineage: Eukaryota; Metazoa; Echinodermata; Asteroidea; Valvatida; Acanthasteridae
Gene: ddx49
Product: DEAD-box helicase 49
Cellular component (GO): cytosol
Molecular function (GO): nucleic acid binding; RNA helicase activity; ATP binding
Source: RefSeq, a predicted model, not a curated record